Drosophila biarmipes is the source of this 1738-nucleotide messenger RNA. RefSeq names its product sporozoite surface protein 2. The transcript has a single exon. The coding region runs from base 86 to 1570 and encodes 494 amino acids. The record is from RefSeq and is a predicted model, not a curated record. NCBI's taxonomy places the organism in Eukaryota, Metazoa, Arthropoda, Insecta, Diptera, Drosophilidae.
UGUAUCAUCUCUAACUGUGUAGAACGAAUUUGUGGAAAAUUGUGAUUAUCACAAUAUUUUCAUUAAUUUAAGCCGGUGCCGAAAAAUGUCUGAAAACGAGGCCGUGGAGGCGGCACCAGGGGACGCCGAGCAGACCAGCGAUGAAGCCGGCAAGGAUGAAGCGCCGACGAAGCCGCUGCAAAUGUCGUUUGCGGAUUGGAAGAAGUGCAAGGAGGCGCUGAAGCCGGAAUCGAAAGCCGAUCCUUCCCAGCGCAACGUUAACAACUUUGGUACAAACAACAAUUAUAACAACAAUAACAACAACAAUGCACGUAAACAGUGGGGCCCCAACAACAAUGGCAACUACCAGGGAGGCGGAGGACCAAACAACUACCAGGACAGGAACAACUAUCCGCCCCUGAGCAGGCCCCCACCACUUCCGAUGCAGCUGAUGAACAUGGGCUUCGGUGGCAACUUCGGACAUGGCCCGGGAGGCAACUUCGGUCCGGGUGGACCUUGUGGUCCACCGAUGGGUCCUGGACCGUGUGGACCCAUGGGAAAUAUGGGACCCAAUGGUCCCAUGGGCAAUAUGGGCCCUAACGGACCCAUGGGCCCCAACGGACCCAUGGGCUUCGGAGGACCAAGUGGUGGCCCCGGUCCACGACGUAAUCAAAACCAGCGACCGCUGCAGCCGCCUCCGUUUUGGGAGGACAUGAUGUCGCCACAGCACCGCCCGCCGCCCAUCCAACCACCCAUGCCCAAGUGCCCCAGCCUGUGGAACCUGGUGCCCAAGGAGCGGAACAAUCAGAAUCAAAACAAGAAGAAGUUUGGCUCAAAUAAUCAAGGCAAAAAUUCCAAAGAUUCUAAACUAAUGCCUCCGCCACCGCCGCCAAGCGAUGGCAACAAUUCCCAGUCGAACGGAGAGCCUCAGCCUUCCAAGAAGCCCAAGCGCGCCGGCACAUUUGUGCAGAUCAACGGCCAGUGGAUACAGAAGCCGGAGGCACCUCCGCCACUGGAUGAGUCCUCGCCGGGUACGAAGGAGGAGCGCCAGCGCCAGUGGAAGGAGUACCGCCAGGCUAUGAAGCCGUUCAAGAAUCGCGAGUUUCAUAACAUGAAGCGAACGGUGCAGCGUUUGGGAAAGCUGCCGCGUGACCAGCUGGACGAGCAGCAGCUGGAGCGCCUGAUGAAGGCCGAGGAGUACAUAGGGGCCCACAAAGCGAUGCUGACGGUGAAGCAUGCCGAGCGCUGGGUGCAGCAGGAUAACAAGAACGAAAAGGGCCAGGUGUUUGUGCGAAAGUCUCCCAACAUUGGCUCAUGGGACAUGCCCAAGGACAAACAACAAUCUGUGUAUGAUUUCAAGAAGGCUCAGAUGGACAAGUUCUUUGGCCCCGGGCGUGCCAUAAAGGGAGGCACCGAUCUCUCCGCCCUCGGAACUUUGGCGCCACCUCCGCCGCCGCCCGACAAUCCUCCGCAAGCGAACAACUACUGGCCGCCUACCCCUGUCGCGGCAACGGGCUCCAAUUCCAAUCCCUCGUACUACAGCCACUACAGCAACAGCUUCGUAAAGGGCGGAACUAUGCUGCCGCCCUAGGACUGCUCCCCGAUAUUAACCCAAAGCGUGGGUUUUAACGAUUCUUCAACUGCAAAGCACCUGCAACGAAUUGACACAUCUGCAAUCCGAGGUCAGCAGUCUCCUCUUCGUUCGGGUUCGACGUACACCGGCAUUUGUAUUCAGAUAAAUGUAACAAAAUCAACUUGA